AUGAAUUUCCUUUUGUGCCACUACACAAUUUCCAAUGAAUACUACAAUGGGGCGUUACCUCCUGAGAAGGGACUGGUGUUCUAUCUUCUUGACAAUGGAGCUAGUUUGGAUAUAAAGGACAAUGCAGGCAAUCUACCAAUCGACUAUGCUAAGGAUCACGUGAUCAAUCAGAUGAUCUUGCUAAGGUCACGUAUAGAGGAUAUUGUAUAUUCAAAAGAUGCACCACCAAACACUAGCAAUCUUUCUGUUGAAGCCAAGUCAUCUAACAACCAAAACGUUGAUUUAAGAGACCAUGAUGUGUCCAUCUUUAUCCCUCCUGGCGCUAUUCUCCAUGAUGACAAGGGCAAGAUCACUCUUACAUUCUUACGAGAGCUACCCGGUAUCGACCUCCACGAAGAUGAAUCAGUUGCUUGUUACGGGAUUAGAUGUGAUCCUCCAAACAUGAUGUUCGUGAAACCUGUUAAGAUCAGGAUACCGCACUCUUCAGUGGUCAUUAAUCCAGAUCAAGUGAAACCAGACAUCGUUUCUCGUGUAUGGGACUCGGUCAAGGAUCUACCAGUAACUUCGCGAAAAAGAACAUCCAACUCAUCGGACGAGCCACCAUACUGCAAAGUGUUCAAGAGACACCUCGAGCUCUACAUCAGACACUGCGCUGACUGGUGGGUUCUGAUUCCUCUAGAACAACAGGUGAUUCGACAGAAACUACUAUGCUCUCCAUACAUCCCAGACAGCAUAGAGAGAGGACAAGAUGUUGACAUUCAUCUUCAUGUUCAUGCCAACCUACCAGGGAUGGAAGAGGAGAUUCAAAGACAGGAGGAAAAACAGUUGUACAGGAAGGCUCAUCCUUCAGUUCCAAUCAACAUUGCGACAAAAUCGAGUGAUGUUAGUGUGGCAUCCUUUCGUGAUGAUGGAAAUGAAAGCAGGAGUGUUCUUCUCUUAAAAGACAUCCAAAGCAAACUGAAACACAUGAUCGUUCUACCUAUGACAUCACGUGAUGAGGAUCAAGAUUUCCCGGUUACUAUCAUGAUAACGCAGAGUGGAAAAAUCGAUAUUUCAAUAUCUCUUGCUUUUGUCAUCAGAUGUUCAGGUGAACUUGUGACCGAGCAUUCAUUACAACCUCCUUCAUUCGCACCGGUAGCUGACGAAAUAUCAAGGAGUGACCUCCAGGAUAUUGAUGUCCAGUCCAUUGCUGACAAGAUGACAGUAAAUCAGUACUAUGAUUUAGGAGUCGCUCUUGGGUUCCGAGUUCAACAGUUAGACGUCAUGGAAUACAACCGAUUCCGAGACAGACAGCAGGCUUUCUAUGACAUGCUAAAAAAAUGGCGACAAACGCAACCCUCUGGUCAAGAAGCAAAGGAAAUCCUGCUGUUACUCAUGAAAUCCUUGGAGUCUUCUACUCAAGACCUAGAAUUAGAUAUCUCCUCUGUUGGUGAAAUCUCGGACAAGUUUCUUGUCGAAUUCUCCCGGAAGAUCAAGGGAAACAAGUUCUUCGUUAUCGGAGAAAGGCUUGGUCUAACCAAAAGAGAGCUUGAACACAUUCAGCAUAAGAGUUUGUUUAAUAGGAGAGAUGCUAACAUUCAAAUGCUUUCCAAGUGGAAAGUAUCCCAAACUUCAGAAGAUGAAGCUGUGAAGACUUUGAAACGUGUUUGGGAAUCUGUCCAGUCUGCUAGAACUGUGAAGAAUGAAGAAGAUGAAGAUGUUUCACAUCAAACAAAGCGAAUUCAUGUGAAAAGGACCAGAUCAGAGGAAACUCAUAGCGAGCCUGAAAUUUUCGAGUCGAUUUUCAAUAUAGGUGUAGAUGACAGUUCAAGUAGAAGCUUUGAGACACAAAACUCAGAGUAUCUUGAGGACCUCCAGCUACAUGGUGGACAACCAGAAGAAGAAGAUAUAAGGAUCAUCGCUCUUCAAGUUACAAGUCUACCGUUGGCACGUGAUCUCGGGAAAGCCCUUCGUAUUGGUGAUGAUAUCAUUGUUGGAUUCAUUGAUCUAUCGAGCCCGUCAGUGAUUCGUAAUGCGACGUUGCAGGUCAUCGAUAGUUGGUUGGGAAAUUUGAAAGAGGAAGAAAGGGAAGAAAAGCUAACUCGGCUUCUGUCAGAGUACAACAUCUUAAAUGCCAAAGCAGGUCGUAAAGAAAUCUCCAAAAUCCCACAAUCCACUGGAGAACUACUGCAGUUGUGUGAGCGAAUAGACGUAAAAGCCUCUAUUCUCCUGGAGAUCAUAAGUGGUGUGGUGACGUUUCCUGCUCACAUCAUCCGCCGUAUUGCCCUGAAGAUGUUAAUAAAAUGGCUAGACCAGGGCGGAACUAGAGAGAGACUUUUGGAAGUUGCUCAGGCUUUUCGUUUUAACGAUGCCGCGCUCAAGAUUGCAGAAGCAAUGGAAUCUAGAUUCCCCCCUUUCAUCUCUCAUGGGAUCAUGGAUCAUAGGGGAGUGAAACUGUUCCUGGACAAACUUGGCAUCACUGUAACUAUCCCUGAAGGAGCCAUACCGAAAGGGAUGAGAUCCGUGGCAACACUUCAAGUUCGAACGCAAGACAGUCCUAGAAUACCUAUACAACAGGGUGAAGUCCUCAUUACUCCUGUCAUCGAGAGCUCUCUCACACAAGAACUGAUAAAGCCAGCCACGGUGGUAGUACAGCUUUGUACCAACCCCAAUGUUCGUAGAGAUGACUCCCCCGCUAUCCUCUACACCAAAAUAGGACCAGCUUUCUUCGGUUGUAGACGCCUGACAAACCCCACAUCCAAAAUCUCAAGAAAUGAGAUCACUUUUCUCACUCGGCAUCUACAAGUGUUUGCCCUGUCGUCAAACAGUCUCCGGGGACUCGAGUUGAGAUGUUUAAUUUUUCAGCCAGUAAUCAUGGAUCCUACACAGAAUCCAACUCUUCGCAUUUACAUACUGCAUCCUUAUAUGCACUAUGUACAGGAUAUAGUGAGAUCAGAGAAGUGUUCGCCUGUCACCUACUGUCAAGUCAUGGAAGAGUUAAAGUUCUAUAUAGAUUCAACAACAAGAGACCUAAGAAUCGUUUGCCGCAUCGGAACUGCAAGGCUCAAAAGAAUGAUACCGAUUAAAGGUAUACUAUGUGGAAAGGUCAACCAUGUAGACUUCGAGCUUCAGUUCACUCCCAAGGAGAAAGGAAAGAAGAAAGUCGAGAUGACCAUUCAGGAAGGGUCAAUAAUAUAUGCAGAAAGCAAGUUCGAAACGUCAAUAGAAGAUGUACCAGAUUAUACACGAGAUCAAAAGGAUUCACAUGGUCAAUUGCAGUGUGUACCUGACAGCAUUCUAAAGAUCCUGGCAGAAGAAAUCCGAUCACCGAAAGAAUUGAAGUCCCUUGCCUACCAGCUUGGAUUCUCUCCAUCAGCUACAAAGAAAUACCUCAACCAACCUGAGUUAUCCAUGGAGAUGCUUCGAAAGUGGAGGCGCCGGGUUCGACCAAGUCAACAGAUUGACGAGCUUCAUCUAGCCUUGAAAAAUGCUGGACUAGGACAGUCAGCAGAAAUCUUCUUACCUGAACUGAUCACAACAUCGAAGGCACACUUUUCACAUACCCGAAAAUUAUGGGAGUCAAAGAAGUAACAGAUAUCCCCCACGAGAAUUAUGCAGAGAGCUGAACGAGAUUGA
This is a messenger RNA of Lytechinus variegatus (green sea urchin), 3615 nucleotides long. RefSeq lists its product as uncharacterized. Gene Ontology annotation, molecular function: protein binding; netrin receptor activity. Gene Ontology annotation, cellular component: membrane. The record is from RefSeq and is a predicted model, not a curated record. The coding region runs from base 1 to 3570 and encodes 1189 amino acids. Lineage: Eukaryota; Metazoa; Echinodermata; Echinoidea; Temnopleuroida; Toxopneustidae. The transcript is spliced from 21 exons. Gene Ontology annotation, biological process: netrin-activated signaling pathway.